Molecule: messenger RNA, 1700 nt
Organism: Python bivittatus (Burmese python)
Lineage: Eukaryota; Metazoa; Chordata; Lepidosauria; Squamata; Pythonidae
Source: RefSeq, a predicted model, not a curated record
UCCUCUCCUGCUUCUCUCUGCAGAUUGCUACCACGCGGAAGCUGACGGUCCACCUGAGACCCCCGGCCACUUGCGACCUGGAAAUCGGCCUGCAGGGCAUCAAGCUGAUCCUGACCGUCAAUGAGUACAGCCAGGAGGAAGAGUUUGAGCGCUGCAGCCAUUUCUUCCAGAUGAAGAAUGUCUCGUUCUGUGGCUGCCACCCCCGCAAUAGCUGCUAUUUUGGUUUCAUCACCAAGCACCCCGUGCUGAGUCGCUUUGCCUGCCACGUCUUCGUUUCGCAGGAGUCCAUGCGGCCGGUGGCCGAGUGCGUUGGCCGCGCCUUUCAGGAAUAUUACCAAGAGCACCUUGAAUUCGCUUGCCCCACAGAAGACAUUUACCUGGAGUAGGACGUGAGCCGGAGGGGGCCCCGGUUUCCACGCCCUCCAGAGAGUCGGACCCAGGCGCCUGAGCUCUGCCAGGCAGCCGAGCCCACAGCAUCCCUGCUUGGCGGGGUCCGGCGUCCAGGGCUUUGGGGCCGGUCUGGUGGGCGACUGCCCUCUCUCCUCCCUCUCUCCUCCCUUCCCCAAAUACAUCCCCCCCCCCCGCAACAUCCCGAGGUGGCCAGAGGAGCAGCUGGAGGCAACCCUCUCAAGGGUGGGGGAGGGCUUCGCUGGGAGGAAACCUGAGUGCGGAGCAGGGGUGCAGGAGGCGGCCUGGGAGUUGCAGGACCCUGAGAAGGGACAGCUUUCCUGUGUGUGCGGGGGGGGGGGCGGCUUCCCCAAAACUGUGGCCUUUGUAUGAGGUUCCUUUUUGGGCUGGAAGGGAGGCUGGGGGCACGGGGAAGCACCCAUGGCCCCUUCCUUGGAGAAGGUUUGUCCCUGGAAAGUGGGCGAUACCUGCUGGCUCCCCCCUCACUUUAUUCCUUCUGGUAGGGGAGGGCAGGGACACGGUGCCGCCUCCCCCAUUCUGCUCCCUGCCUCCAUGGCCUGCCUGGUCUUACUGUUCCGGCCCCACCCUCCAUAAACUGGUUUUUCAGGAAGAGGGCCAUAUGUGUGCACCCCCCCUCCCCAUGACUUACCACAGGACUGGCCCCCCCUUGCAUAUUUUCCUGCUAAUUCUCACCCUUCCAGAGGCACAGCUGAGUUGGGGGGAGUCCAAGAUAGCAACCCGCAUGCUGCACGGCAGCUGGGAGCCCAAAGGGCAUUUCUGCAGGCAGCUCCUGGGGGGGAGUGGGGAAAUGGGGUUCCACCUGUCCUGGGGACUCCUCCGUCCCCUCUGCUCCUGCCAUGGCUAGAAAGCCACCCCUGCUGGGAGGGGAGGAGAGGAGAGGGUCGACGUUCCCCAUUUGCACGCUCGACCCAGGCCCUGGGUCAGCCUUUGCGGAGGCCCGAGAAGGAUGCCUGUGCUAGUUUUCUUCUCCUGAGCCCAGGUCUGGGCACAGGUGGAGGGUCAGUCUGGCUGCAGGCCCCUUGGGGGACCCCUCCCCGGCUCUCUUCUCUGCCCCCACCCCCGCUGUGCCUGGUGAACACAUUUGCUUGCCAGCCCGCCUGCCUCGACUCAGUACGAGCUGAGUGAUUAGUGCUCACCGCUGUCCGUCCAUGUAACGAUAUUUAUCUGUAACUUCACCCACGAGGAGCAGUGACUUGUACAAACCUGAAUGGGGACCCUCCCUACUCACUGCCUGGUCAUGAGUUGGACUUUCAAUAAAAUAUAUGCUUGGU